Molecule: messenger RNA, 1332 nt
Organism: Hylaeus volcanicus
Lineage: Eukaryota; Metazoa; Arthropoda; Insecta; Hymenoptera; Colletidae
Product: adult enhancer factor 1-like
Exons: 1
Coding region: 1-1332 (443 amino acids)
Biological process (GO): negative regulation of transcription by RNA polymerase II; neuron differentiation; regulation of cell cycle process
Cellular component (GO): nucleus; transcription repressor complex
Molecular function (GO): RNA polymerase II cis-regulatory region sequence-specific DNA binding; DNA-binding transcription repressor activity, RNA polymerase II-specific
Source: RefSeq, a predicted model, not a curated record
AUGUUGCACAGUUCCCUGCCACGAGCGUUCCUAGCUCCUGGACUGAACUACCUGGGCUACUAUGGCGACGAGGUUCUCCAGUACCCCUACGGGAGCCCUAGCUGGCAUAUCCCCAUGGAGAGUACCUCGACCUACCCCAGGGUGUCCGACCAUCACGUCCUGCAGACGUGGGACGUGUCCAAGUCGUCGACUCCGUGCCCUCUGGAUCUAUCUCUGAAGCCUCCUCCGACGCCGACCACGCCGAAGGUCGAGGAGCAACCUCGACCGGAGCCCAAGAAGAGUCACAGGAACCUAGAAGAGAUAAAUAAUGACUCCGAGAACCUUACUUACGUCAGAAAUACCGAGGAAGCUGGGUCUCUGGUGGUGGACGAGUUCGACUCCGUCCCUCGAAGCUCAUCAGUGCACAGUCACUCUAGUUACGAACAACUGCUCGCCAAGAACGACGCUCUUCAGCUUCAGGACUCCCCGGAGAAGCUCUGUGUCCUGGACGAGGGCACUCGUCUGGUCCCGUUCGCCUCCACCGGGUACACUCACAGCCAGAAACUGGCACUGGUUAGUCCUGAAAACUACCAUCAUCAGCUCCUCCUGACUCCUCAGCAUCACCUUCAGAGCAUGCACGCUCCCAUGACACCGCCCAGCACUCCCUCGCCUCCUCAGUGCCCCAGAAGGAAGAUCCGAGAGGAAGACGCGAGUCCAGUGACCUCCAGCAACGCCACCCUCGCCAACGGACUCAGAGCUGGCUCCAGUGACAAACUCCUCCAAAGACCAAAGAAGAAGCACGCCAGAAGACUAAAGUUUGACGAGGACACCAGCAGCCCCGUCUCGGGAACCGUGAUUCUAGGCCCCGACGAGGCUGUGGUCACCGGAGACAUCGAUCCGGCUUUCAACAUCGUUGAAGUCACCGAGGAGGCGCGCGCAGAGCUCGCUAAAAUCGAGAACAGGCUCGGACCUUAUCAGUGCAAGCUCUGCAGGCAGCUCCACGAGGACGCGUUCCAGCUGGCCCAGCACAGGUGCAGCCGGAUAGCCCACGUCGAGUACAGGUGUCCCGAGUGCGACAAGAGGUUCUCCUGCCCCGCGAACCUCGCCUCCCAUCGCCGCUGGCACAAGCCCAGGCUGACCAACGGCGAGCACUCGUCUUCAGCGAACGCCAUCGAGAUACCCUGCACCAGGUGCGACGCGAAGUUCACCAGACAGGCGGCGCUCAGGAAGCAUCUGGCUAAUCAGCACCCGGAGACCAACAACAACGUUCUCAUGGAUGGACAGGGAGGUAUGAUUAAGCACGAUGUCGCGCGGAUGGGCUCGGAGGGAGCUUUGAACACCGAGGUGCCCUGA